Molecule: messenger RNA, 504 nt
Organism: Zea mays
Lineage: Eukaryota; Viridiplantae; Streptophyta; Magnoliopsida; Poales; Poaceae
Product: DNA-binding bromodomain-containing protein
Exons: 1
Coding region: 40-504 (154 amino acids)
Source: RefSeq, a predicted model, not a curated record
AAUGUAAUAACCUUCUAUCCGAAGACUACAUUAGAGCACAUGGCUGCGGUUGAGCUUCGUGACUUUGCAUGCAAAACUGUGAAGCGGAGUGCAAGCUUGUUCUUGAAAAGCCAUCGAGAGACCAGAACAGCUGGUGCCCCUGUAAUAAAGAAGAAUGCUCGAUCCCUGCAUUUUUCAAGAACAAGCUUGCACUCUGGGGAUGCAAGGGCAAGCAAGGUUUCUUCAAGGGAUGCUGCUGCCAAGGAAGGGGAUGGCAAAAGACCUUGCAGUGAUGAGCUGGCUAAUCAAAAGACUACAAAGACAUAUGAGCCAGCCAAGAAGAGGGGUGUGGGUCAGCCUCCAAAGAGUGAGCAGAGGAUUGUUGGGGCACAGGAAAAUAGCCCCAUCAAAGGCAGGAAAAGUAGCGCUGGGGCACAGGUAGAUAGCCCCAGCAAAGGCAGGAAGAGGAGUGCAGAAGCACAUGAUGAUAGCUCUAGCAAAGGGGGCAAGAGGAGCCAGCGGUGA